Molecule: messenger RNA, 1689 nt
Organism: Drosophila takahashii
Lineage: Eukaryota; Metazoa; Arthropoda; Insecta; Diptera; Drosophilidae
Gene: Ir67c
Product: Ionotropic receptor 67c
Source: RefSeq, a predicted model, not a curated record
AUGUGUCGCUUGCAAAUUCUUUUAUUAAUUAUCCUGUGCUUAGGAAGAUCCAAAGGCUGGUCAGCCAGGGAAGUUAUACAUCAGCUAAAUGAAGAUCAAAGACUACAACUUAAUAUUUACUUGGACUGCGGUGGCAUCGAAUUGCAAAUAAGUCAGGAUGUGCCCAACUUACUGCUAAGUAGUUCUCGGGAACAAAAUAAAGUGUUGGGUAGAUUCAGCUCUCGUUCUUUGAUCAUUGCCUGUCCUAAGGAAACCAAAGAUAAUCGAACUCUAAAUGGAAUAAAGGAACUUCUCUGGGGAUUACAGUACUUGCCCAUAUUGUAUAUCGUAAAUUCCAAUAUGGAAUUUUAUUUUCAAGAAUCUUUAAACAGAGGAUUUAUUCAUGUGCUGGCUCUGAAUUUACGGAAUGGAACGCUCCACACCUAUACACCGUAUCCCAAAGUUAAAAUUCGCAAUAUAGAUAAUGUGGAGCAAUUCUAUGCCUUGAGAAAAUUGAAAAAUCUACAAGAACAGGUCGUGCACAUUUCUGUGGAAACGAUGACGCCCCGAUGUUACCACUAUACCAAUCGUUAUGGUGAAAAAGUCUAUGCUGGUUAUAUGUACAGGAUGCUAAAAGGAUUUAUUGAAACCUACAAUGGCACUGAGAAGCAUGUUUUUGGGAAUGUGGAUACCAUUCCGUAUGAAGAGGGCCUGAAAGCACUUGGAAACGGAGAAAUCGAUAUGAUGCCUCGGAUUAUUCACUCCUUGGAGUGGCGUUACUUCUACCGCAGUCACAUUUUGUACAACAUUAAAACAUUUAUCAUGGUUCCUUGGCCCGAACCCUUGCCAAAGAGUCUGUACUUUAUAAGACCCUUUGGUAAUGCUGCUUGGUUAACUUUCUUGGUGAGCUUUAUCUACGCCUCCAUCGUCAUCUGGUGGAUAAGAUAUAGACAGAGGGAGAACUCUUCCUUAUCUCGUUCUUUUUUGGAUGUGCUGCAGCUGCUGUUUCAACUUCCCUUUAGCAAAAAGUGGCACUUCAACUUGGGAUUACAUCAGGUGCUCACCUUCAUCGUCCUCUUCACCGUCGGUUUUAUUCUGACAAAUCUGUAUACCGCUCAGCUAUCCAGUUUUUUAACUACCGGUUUGUUCAAAAGACAUAUCAACACCUUUGAGGAUCUAUUCCGUGAAAAACGCACAUUUUUGGUGGAAAGUUUUGACGCUGAAGUACUACACAACAUGACCAAAGCCAAUAUUAUCCAAAGAGAGUUUGAAAAUAUUACACUAGUUACCUCGAUAAAGGAGGUUUUUAAACAUCGCAAGAGCCUCAAUACUACUUAUGUUUAUGAGGCCUACGAGGAUCGCAUUGCAUUUGAGCUGCUACAGCAAAAGUAUCUUCGAGUACCGAUUUUCAAGACCUUAAAGGAGGUCUACGACCAACAGCCUGUUUUUGUGGCACUUCGUCACGGAUUGCCUUAUGUGGAGCUAUUCAACGAUUACCUUAAGCGAAUCUGGGAGUCGGGCAUUUGGGGUAAGCUGCAGAAGGAGUCACUUUUUGAAGGAAUCGCCAGUGGAGAAAUUAGUUUUCGGAAGUCAAAGUCCCGCGAAAAAAAGGUCUUUGAUAAGGAAUUUUAUUUCUUCGCCUACAUAUUACUGGGAGUGGGAUGGUUUGUCAGCACUAUCGUUUUUAUUUUAGAAAGGUUGAGAAAGUAA